Molecule: messenger RNA, 2315 nt
Organism: Lecanosticta acicola
Lineage: Eukaryota; Fungi; Ascomycota; Dothideomycetes; Mycosphaerellales; Mycosphaerellaceae
Source: the annotation of a GenBank genome assembly
AUGGACGGAGAAGGCGAAGCUGCACAAGCGGAGCUGCUGCUGCAAAGCCUGGAGAGCCAAAAAGAAGCGUACCUCGAGGCGGCGCAAAAGUUUCAAGAGCUUCUGACUCAAAACUUGCUGAGGCCUAAUGACACCACAUCUCAUCUCACUCUCAACAAGGACAAAGGCACACCUCCUCGGACCGAUAGCAACGCUCCUAGUCAAGUGGAUUCGUCCAGGAUUCCUCCCCGAGGCGCCCAGUCUGUUUUCACAAGAGGCACUGGCGAAGAAUCAGACGCCGAGCAUGAGAGCGAUGAGCUUCUUUACGCCCAGAAUCCCCUUGAGACAGAAAACUAUGACCUCGAAGGACUACGACAACACCUCGUCAACAAUCCCUGGGACGAGUAUGGCUGGCAAAUACUUCGGGAUGUCCUGGGCCAUGAGUCGAUGGAGAACGCUUCCCACGUCAGAGAUCACUGGUAUCUCCCGACUCAAGCCGGACCUGUCGAGGAUCGGAGUCAUCUCAGCGGCUACCAAGUUUGGGAUGUUGGCCCAGACGGAGCGCCGCUAAAUGUAGAUGUUUCCGGUGACACUAACACCUCACGAGCCAUGUCUAUCUGGAACUGCAUCAAAGAGAUCAACCCACCUAACCGGGAAAGGAGAGCCGUCGGCAGAAUCACCAUUAUGCGAGAACUGAGCCCAACGCUCUUCGGUGCCGUUCAUUACACACUCAAUAGGACGUUUGACAUGGACGAGAUCUUUAAGGCUCUAAUGGCAGCGGAAGCUUCAAAGGCUGAUGUCCAUCGAGGAUUUGACUUGGACCCCCGCCGACAAUGCAGCAAGAUAUUCGUCUUCCAGUAUUUCACCAUUGUCGCGGAUGACUGCGUUCCGAUGGACUGGCAAAUGGGGACAAGAGAGUUGGACCAAAACCCCAAGCACAUCCGUAUCACACGGUGCAAUUCGGUCGUCGCGCUGGCUUUUACGGAAAAGCCGAUCCGCAAAGUACGCAAUCCGGCUCGACGGAACGUGGGACAGAACGCGUACGGCAACAUCUAUGAUCCAUGGUCUUCUUGGCAUCUACUCAACCUGCAAUGCUACCCGGAUCUCAACAGUAGUACUGACAUGAUUGAUACAUCAAAGCAUUUUGUCAACGGCCCUGAAGCCUUCAUGGUGUUGUUGCUGGGAGAGUUCAGAGAUGCCCAGCGCCGCUUCGAGGUACGUGGAACCUGCUCGACUGAUGACUUAGCACGCCUCCGAACAACAUGCUAACCAGUCUUAGGAUAUCAAUCGAGCCAUCACGAGGCUGAUAACACCGUCAGCAGAUUUCAUGUUCGAUGCGAAGUACCGAGAUGACCUGCUCUUCGAAGACGAGCACUUCACAUUUGUCCGUCGAUACUUUUGGGCGUAUCAGACACUCGGCAUUAUGAAUGAGAGCAUCAGGUCCAUCAUCGAUGAAUUCGAGCACAACUUCACCGAGGAGCUCUGGGAAGGUACAGAUAAGACACUUUGGCCACUUGUUGAGCCCGACAGUCCGCGCAGCGUCUACUAUAAGAAGAAGAUGGCGGCUCUGCGCAAGAAGUUCGAGGCUCAGAUGGCAAAGUUCCGUACGCUCAUUGCCGGGAAUGAGGAGCGGCGCACUGAGAUUCGAGGUAGGCUAUGCUGAGCAGGGACGAAUCCUCAAUGGUUGACAGCUUCUAGGCUUACGGGAAGAACUGUACGUGGGUACCUCCGUGAAGGAGUCUCGCAAGUCUGUCGAAGCCACCGAGACCACUGUCCAGCAAGGCCACAACAUCAAGCUCUUGACAUUAGUUUCGAUCUUCUUCCUACCGUCCCAGUUCGUCACAUCCGUCUUUGGAAUGACCAACAUGCCAACGUCACCCAACUUCUGGACCUUUGGUGUCGUGCUGGUCGCCGUUUGCGUACCCUUCUUCAUCCUGAUCGGCUCCUUGAACUCCAACCGAGGAAUGAUGUUCUGGCGACACCGCGUGGAGUACAUGUAUAUCAAAUUAGUCAUGCUGUUUCGCUGGCUGGGGAAGCCUUUUGAAGGCAAGCGCGAGAUCAAAGAUGAACGCGAAAGGUGCGAAGACGACGCGAAGUCUGCCAGGACCGAUCGACCACGCCUACGCCGGACGAAUGAUUCGAGACAUGAGAGCUUUGCCGGGCGAGCAGGUCAAGGGCCGCAGUCAGGACAGCAUGGUGAUCGUGGGCAUUUGAGUGGGAUCGAAGAGCAUGACGAGGUCGAGCCACGGCCCAUUCAGAGGGCUUCUUCUUCGAAAUUGGCAACCAUGAUCAAAGGGGCGCGGACGAAGGGAAAGGCUCACACGUCUGAGGUGUAG